UCUGUCCCUAUCAUGCAGCAGUUCAAAAACAACAGUAUUAAGGAGUGUGUCUGAAUGAGGAGAUGUCUGUUUAAAAACCAACGAUUCAUGGAUUCAUGGACAACAGUGUUUUUAUUUUUGACCAUGCUGCUGUUUCCCAGGUAGGAUAAUAUUUGACCACUGCAAUGUACCUGGAAGAAUACCAGACAGAGAAGUAGAUAAGGAGCUGUUGAGUCUGGAAAUUCAUUGGAAGCUCCACAAACCUGCUACAUCUGCUGCUGCUGUGUAUUGGCUCAGUAGGAAGUAUGAAGUACUUUAUUUUCUUGGCCCUCUUUGCUGCAACAUAUGCAGCUCCUGUCCAGGAUGACAAGAUUGUUGGAGGCUAUGAGUGCAGGAAGAACUCUGUGCCCUAUCAAGUGUAUCUGAACACUGGCUACCGCUUCUGUGGAGGCGCCUUGAUCUCCAGGACCUGGGUGGUGUCUGCUGGUCGGUGCUCCUGGUCUUCAAUGAAGGUGCACCUUGGUGAGCACGACCUUGGUGUCGAUGAGGGCACAGAGCAAAUCAUCGACGCUGAGAAGAUCAUCGAUCACCCCCGUUACACCUUGUACCACAACGACAUCAUGCUGGUCAAGCUCAGCAAACCUGCCACCCUCAACAACUACGUCCGCACCGUGUCCCUGCCCACCAGCUGUGCUGUCACUGGCACCAAAUGUCUGACCUCUGGAUGGGGCUUAACCUGCAACUUUGAAAGUCAGUCUAACACUGAAAACAUAUCUGGAAAAUACUUUGGUGAAAGGUAUGGUACCGUCUCUGAUCGUCUGAGGUGCCUGGAUGUCCCCAUCCUGAGCGACACAAACUGCGACUCCUCCUGGCCUUACCAGUUCACCUCCAACAUGUUCUGCGCUGAAUCCCUCGAGGAAUACGAGGACUCCUGCGAGGGUGAAUUCGGUGCCCCCCUAGUGUGCAAUGGUCAGCUGCAGGGUUUGCUGUCCUGGGGCUUUUACUCGGAGAAUAUGCCUGAAGUCUACACCAAGGUCUGCAAAUACACCUCCUGGAUCCGCGGAAUCAUGAUGUCUGAAUAAACGGAACUGAAGUCACUUCAAACAACAUUAAUCUCAAGAAAUUAUAAAAGCAGUUUGAAGUGAAUAAAUGAU
Messenger RNA from Acanthochromis polyacanthus (spiny chromis), 1133 nucleotides. RefSeq names its product trypsin-3-like. The record is from RefSeq and is a predicted model, not a curated record. Bases 285 to 1061 code for a protein of 258 amino acids. Gene Ontology annotation, biological process: proteolysis. Lineage: Eukaryota; Metazoa; Chordata; Actinopteri; Pomacentridae. Gene Ontology annotation, molecular function: serine-type endopeptidase activity. The transcript is spliced from 4 exons.